AUCCACAUUCCUUGGCCAGACUGCUUGUGGCCAUAGCAUCCCCAUCUAUCGACGAGCCGAUGAUUGACGGCUGAAUCCUGGCCUCGAUCGGCUUCCCGGCAAUGGAAUUAUGAAUCAUUGUCGAUUUCAAGGUCUCACGUAUGCAAAUCUCCGCCGGUGGUCUUGGGCCUCUGCAACGAUCCUACUCACAUUGCUGGUGAUGACCCGGCUUCUUCGUUUUCUUCAAGUUAGCAGGACUCUGCACCCGGCGGAGCCGCAACAGCCGUCCUCUGGACCUUUUCCUGGGGGACAUGGACAGCAAUCUUUGCGAGGUAGUCGUGUUGGGGUCACCCAUACGUGCACAGUCCUAGCAUUCGAUGAGAUUCCAGGUCAAGCGGUACCAGCGAGACUGUACUUUGUAUGGAUGAAGGCUACUAGCAUCCUCGAAGCUGUACGCCGUGCUACCAUAAACAUCGUCGGUUACACUACCUUUGCCCGGGCAGGUAUCGCGUGAGGAUAGAUUCGACCAUGAUCAGCGCGCCACGUUCAACAACAGAGGAUUGAAGCUUCUGCCUCACGAUUUCGGGGUCUGAUCGCUCAGGUUGUUUUAAUAAGGCUGGCGGUGCCCUAGUGAGCACCUGCAGUCCGAGUCACCGACCACUCACGGAAAAUAGUCGUAUGUAAUGGUGGAACAU
This is a messenger RNA of Aspergillus brunneoviolaceus CBS 621.78, 674 nucleotides long. RefSeq lists its product as uncharacterized. Lineage: Eukaryota; Fungi; Ascomycota; Eurotiomycetes; Eurotiales; Aspergillaceae. The coding region runs from base 110 to 493 and encodes 127 amino acids. The transcript is spliced from 2 exons. The record is from RefSeq and is a predicted model, not a curated record.